Molecule: messenger RNA, 1846 nt
Organism: Nothobranchius furzeri (turquoise killifish)
Lineage: Eukaryota; Metazoa; Chordata; Actinopteri; Cyprinodontiformes; Nothobranchiidae
Gene: bglapl
Product: bone gamma-carboxyglutamate (gla) protein, like
Biological process (GO): bone development; osteoblast differentiation; response to vitamin K
Cellular component (GO): extracellular region
Molecular function (GO): calcium ion binding; hydroxyapatite binding; structural constituent of bone
Source: RefSeq, a predicted model, not a curated record
AUCACAUCUGGGACAAAAAGUCUUCCAACAUAACAGCAAAGGCGCAAGUUUGAUGUGAAAAAUGCCCACCCUGAUUAAAAUCCAAUUACAUUUUCAGGGUAUUUUAUAGAAAUCUUGUAACUCUGCCAUCCAGUGACCGUUGCAUUAUUUAUACCUCGAAGAUGAGGAGUGAGGUUCCAGAAGAAUUUGAAGGGGGAGCAGACGACUGGCAAACAAAACAAGGAUAAAAUGAUCGGUUUGACCACAGAGAAUAAUUGCCGGGAGGAAAAAGAUGCCAUGCAUGUUGCCAAGUGUUUUAGGAUCUUUUAAACGUUAACUGGACAUGCAUCUGCUGGUUUGUACACCCCUAUAAACGCCAAAGGUAGAUUAUUGAGUGUUUUCUGAGGGAGAAGACUCUUUUUGUGGAUGCUUUAGGGGGGAUCCCCGAGGUCUGAAGUUCAUUUCCACUUUUGACCCCAAUCAUCACAAGAAUUCCAACAUACAGGUGUACAGACCACACACUGUACAAAGUCAAAUGACUGGAAUGUUUGAGGCUGUGUACACGGAAGGAGGUUCUGGACCCAGUGCCAGCAACUGCGUGGGUGUUUGUAGGAGCUUUAAACAACAAGAGGAAGCGGAAACGUUGACAUUUGAUUCUCCAACCAAUCAGAGGUCAUGUAUGGGUCUGGUCUGCCAACAGAGCCGGGACACGGUAUAUAUUGACCCUGGAUUAAGGCUGAGAAACAGAACGAGAUCCUCGAAGGAAAGCAAAGAAACAAGAAGCCGAUUGUCUGCAAGGAGAAACCAACAACAAGACAUCAUGAAGUCUCUGGCUCUGCUCUCCAUUUGCGCUCUUCUCUCAGUCUGCUGGUCCAUGGGAGCUGUGGAACCUGAGGUUAUUGUGGACCUUGCUGCUGACCCCGCUGCUGACCCCGCCGCUGACCCCGCCGCUGCACCAGAUUCACCUUCCUCUUCCUCCUCCGAGUCCAGUUCAGCUUCAUCCUCUGCUUCUGACUCUUCAGCAUCUGAUUCCAACUCCAGCUCAGACUCCUCAGCCUCUGAUUCAGCCUCGGAGUCGUCAGAGUCCUCCGAGUCCUCUGAGUCUUCUCAGUCGUCCGAAUCAUCCGAGUCCUCCUCCACCGAGUCUUCUGAAUCCUCUUCAGCCUCUGACUCUGCCGCCUCUUCUUCUUCAUCUUCCUCAUCUUCAUCAGAGUCAGCCAGCGCUGAAGUUUCUCAUGUGGUGACGAAGAGAGACCUGGCCUCUGUCCUCCUGAGGAGAAGACGAGCUGCUUCAGGAGGAAUCCUGAGCCCUCUGCAGCUGGAAAGCCUGAGGGAGGUGUGUGAGCUGAACGAAGCCUGCGAUGACAUGGCCGACACUGAAGGCAUCGUCGCAGCAUACACUGCUUACUACGGGCCCGUUCCUUUCUAAGUCCUCCUUCAGACAUUUGUGGACAGUUUUGUUUUUUAAAUACAUUUAGGAAUAAUAAUGCAACAACUGAUCUAAUAUAAAAGAUGAACAACGAAAAAGAGUUUAUUAGCUGCAGAUUGUUGCACACGUGUCUUGUGGUACCGAAUGUAAACGUCUCCUCCAGGCUUUCAGAGAAGAGGAAACUCAAGCCUGUGGACAUUGUAGAACCCAUAGAAACGUAAAUGAUUCUUGUCUACCUGCAGAAUAUUAUAAUGAAUGGUGCUAAAAGAGCUAAUGUAUUGUUUACUAAUGUUUUUCUAGUGUGCUUUAUUUUGAGUAGAUGAUGUAGUGAUGAGCUGACUGUGGUUGUGUGUAGUUUGUGUAAAACCCAUCAGCUAACUGUAAUGACCACCAAUUGCCUCUGGGUUUGAUGAGAAUAAAUUAUUUUGUUUUGUCAAA